AUGUUUUGUAUAAGGCACAUCAGCAGCAACUUCCUACAAGCAUUCAAAGUUCCUCACUUGCAAAAGCUUGUGGUCAACAUUGGGUAUUCAAGAACGGUGGAGGAGUAUAACAUCAACUAUAAGAGGUUGGAAGAGCGAGGCGAGGCAUAUGCCAGGUGGUGCGAUGCCAUUGGACUUAGACAUUGGGUAUUGGCAUUCGACGAGGGACAUCGAUUGGGCCAUAUGACGACGAACCUUGUCGAGUGCAUUAACUCAGUGUUGAAGGGUGCCCGUAAUCUACCUAUGUUAACACUAGUCCGAGCAACAUAUUAUCGGUUAAAUGAACUUUUUACGCAAAAGAGUGCUGAGACUCACGAACGCAAACGUGCUAGAUUUACUUAUUCUAUAUUCACACAACAGCGGAUAGAGGCAAGUAUGCAACAGGCUGGAAAUAUAGUUGUGCACCGUUUUGACAGACGGAAUGAAGUAUUUGAGGUGUGUAAAAUGACUAGCGGAAAGGUGUUAGUCCUUGAUCUUGCGCGACGUACGUGUGACUCUGGGCACUUUCAGGUGGAACGAAUACCAUGCCGCCAUGUUAUUGCUUGCUGUGUUAACCAGCGAAUCGAUUGGCAGCUGUAUGUGCAUGACAUGUACAAGAUGACAGAGGUUCGUAAGGUAUAUAGAUUCGAGUUCACACCAUUAAGUGAGGCCGAGACAUGGCUUGCAUAUGAGGGACCCACAUCGGUCGCUAAUCCUGCCUUGAGGCGAACGUCGAAAGGUCGCCCAAAAUUGACCAGAUACUUGAACGAAAUGGACUCACGCAACAUGCGUGUUCCUCUGAUAUGCCGUCUCUGUGAUUGA
Messenger RNA from Arachis duranensis, 840 nucleotides. RefSeq lists its product as uncharacterized. Gene Ontology annotation, molecular function: zinc ion binding. The record is from RefSeq and is a predicted model, not a curated record. Lineage: Eukaryota; Viridiplantae; Streptophyta; Magnoliopsida; Fabales; Fabaceae. The transcript has a single exon. Bases 1 to 840 code for a protein of 279 amino acids.